AUGAGUUACGGCAAGAAAGACGAAGAUGCCGACCUCGGCCUGGUCAAGGUCGACCGCACCCAGGUCUUCCAAGAAGCUCGACUGUUCAACAGCUCGCCGAUCCAGCCUCGAAGAUGUCGUAUCCUCCUGACGAAGAUCGCCCUACUCCUGUAUACAGGAGAGAGGUUUCCAACGAACGAAGCUACCACCCUGUUCUUCGGCAUAUCGAAGCUAUUCCAGAACAAAGAUGCGAGCUUGCGACAGAUGGUCCAUUUGGUCAUCAAGGAGAUUGCCAACUCGGCCGAGGAUAUUAUCAUGGUCACAAGCACCAUCAUGAAGGACACCGGUGGCAGUACGGAUGCGAUCUACCGACCGAACGCCAUUCGGGCCCUGUGCCGCAUCAUUGAUGCGACCACUGUUCAGUCAAUUGAGCGUGUGAUGAAAACAGCAAUCGUCGACAAGAACCCUUCCGUCUCGUCCGCCGCCCUCGUGUCCUCUUACCAUCUCCUCCCGAUCGCCAAGGAUGUUGUUCGACGGUGGCAGUCCGAAACACAGGAAGCUGCGGCUUCGACGAAAUCCUCCGGCGGAUUCUCACUCGGCUUCUCUUCAUCCUCCGGCUCGAUGCCCAUGAACAACUCGACCAUGACGCAAUACCAUGCGGUCGGUCUUCUAUAUCAGAUGCGAUCACACGACAGAAUGGCUCUGGUCAAGAUGGUUCAGCAGUUUGGUGCUGCUGGUGCUGUCAAGAGUCCCGCUGCGAUUGUUUUGCUUGUUAGGCUGGCCGCCCAGUUGGCUGAAGAGGACCAAUCUCUGAGGAAACCCAUGAUGCAACUGCUGGAUGGAUGGUUAAGACACAAGAGCGAGAUGGUCAACUUCGAAGCUGCCAAGGCAAUUUGCGAUAUGCGGGAUGUGACGGAUGCCGAAGUCACCCAGGCCGUCCAUGUGCUACAGCUUUUCCUCUCAUCGCCGCGUGCGGUCACCAAGUUUGCUGCUCUCCGGAUUCUACACAAUUUUGCCUCAUUCAAGCCCCAGGCAGUCAAUGUUUGCAACCCCGACAUUGAAGCUCUCAUCUCCAACACCAAUCGAUCGAUCGCCACGUUUGCCAUUACUACAUUGCUGAAAACCGGCAACGAGGCCAGCGUGGACCGGCUCAUGAAGCAGAUUAGUGGAUUCAUGUCUGAAAUCACCGAUGAGUUCAAGAUCACGAUUGUCGAAGCCAUCCGAACCCUCUGCCUCAAGUUCCCUAGCAAGCAAGUAGGUAUGCUAGCGUUCCUCAGCGGCAUUCUCCGUGACGAGGGUGGUUAUGAGUUCAAGCGGGCCGUGGUGGAGAGCAUGUUCGACCUGAUCAAGUUCGUGCCGGAUUCCAAGGAAGAUGCGCUUGCCCACCUGUGUGAGUUCAUUGAAGACUGCGAGUUCACCAAGCUGGCCGUCCGGAUCCUGCACCUGUUGGGUCUCGAAGGUCCGAAGACUUCGCAACCCACCAAGUAUAUCCGUUACAUCUACAACAGAGUCGUUCUCGAGAAUGCCAUUGUCAGGGCAGCAGCAGUUACAGCUCUAGCCAAGUUCGGUGUUGGGCAGAAGGAUCCCGAGGUCAAGCGUAGUGUCGAUGUUCUCUUGACAAGAUGCUUAGACGAUGUGGAUGACGAAGUUCGUGACCGAGCCGCCCUCAACCUUCGAUUAAUGCACGAGGACGACGAGAUGGGCGAACGCUUCAUCAAGAAUGAAAACAUGUUCUCCCUGCCGUACUUUGAGCAUCAGCUUGUCAUGUACGUAACGUCGGACGAUAAGUCGGCAUUCGACGACCCCUUCGACAUCAGCAAGAUCCCCGUUGUCACCCGAGAACAAGCAGAUGCCGAGGACCGCACGAAGAAGCUCACAGCCACGGCACCAUCCCUCAAGCCACCAAAGACCGGACCUUCCAAGACGGUCCCAAGCGGAGCAGAGGCCCAGGCGUCGGCGGCGGCAGCAGCCCAAAAGUAUGCUCAGGAACUCAUGUCGAUCCCAGAAAUGAAGGAGUUCGGCGGUGUCCUGAAGUCAUCACCUGUUGUUGAGCUGACGGAAGCCGAGACGGAGUACGUGGUGAGCGUGGUCAAGCACAUCUUCAAGGAGCAUAUCGUACUCCAGUAUGAGGUGAAGAACACGCUUGAGGCCACAGUGCUCGAGAACGUGUCGGUGGUUGCCAUGCCGUCGGACGAGGAAGAGCUAGAGGAGAUGUUCAUUCUUCAAGCAGAGAAACUACCUACGGAGGAGCCGGGCAAGGUAUAUGUGGCGUUUCAAAAGGUCAAUGGCGAGGGAUCAAUGCCGACCAGCUCCUUCUCGAACGUGCUCAAGUUCACGAGCAAGGAGAUUGACCCGACGACGAAUGAGCCUGAAGAUAGCGGGUACGAUGAUGAGUACGAGGUGGGAGACUUUGACCUCGCGGGCAGUGACUACGUGAUACCCACUUUCGCAGGCAACUUCAACCAUCUCUGGGAACAGGUGGGCGCGGCGGGAGAGGAGGCCACGGAGACGUUGCAGCUAUCCGGCAUGAACAGUAUUGCAGACGCUACGGAGCAGUUGACGAAGACGCUCUCAUUACAGCCGCUGGAGGGCACGGAUGUGCCAGUCAGCCAGACAACACACCAACUGAAGUUAUUAGGGAAGACGGUCAACGGCGGAAAGGUGGUGGCGAACAUCAGGAUGGCGUACUCGUCCAAGUCCGGGGUGACGACCAAGAUCACGGUGCGCAGCGAAGAGGAGAACGUUGCAGCCAUGGUGAUGGCAUCAGUUGCCUAG
Anthostomella pinea is the source of this 2754-nucleotide messenger RNA. The record is from the annotation of a GenBank genome assembly. NCBI's taxonomy places the organism in Eukaryota, Fungi, Ascomycota, Sordariomycetes, Xylariales, Xylariaceae.